UGCCAAUUUGUUACCCCGGUGCAGCUACUCCCCGCAGUUGCGGGGGCAGCUUUCAACCUACCGAGCACACUCCCAGCCUGCCCCCAUUUCUUUGACUCAGCCCGUAGUUCUCGGGUUGCCAUCUCGAUAUCAGAGCAUAUCUUUAUUGGAAUGGUAACAUGCAGUCUCCAAUAGAUCCUACCGAGCAUAACGAGGCUGCACAUCCUGCGAACCCGCGGAACAAACGGGCCAAAUACACCGCGAAAGCCUGCGAAUAUUGCCAUCGUCGAAAAAUCAAAUGCAACGGGGAGUUUCCCUGCCAGGCGUGUCAGAGAACAGAGCGCGAGUGCGUCAAGGACUACACGCCGACCUACCGCGUCCUGCCUGGGAGGAAGCGAAAACGCGGUCAGCAGGCGGAGCUUUCAAAUACGGAAGAAGAUGAUGAACCCCCAAGCUCGACUACUUCUCUGAUUCUCGAACGACUCUCCGAAAUUGAGCGGCGGUUACAUCAAAUCGCCCCCAAGCCAAACAUCCUAGACCACGGGCCGGGGUUGGAGCAAACAGAAACAUUUACUGAUCCGGAGCAGACAGCCGACAGUGCGGCUUGUUGCGAGGCUCAUAAUGAUAUACAGGAAGACCAUGGCAACUCUGACACAGAGCCUGAAGGCGGGGACGAGACUAGCUACGUUGGCGAGACGUCAAUCGACCGCACCCUUCGGCAUGUGGAAGAAAGCCUCUACGAGCUAGAAGUUCCAGCACAAGAGGCCGAAUCUUCUGCAAUUGUCAGUCCAGGGUCCGCUCUCCUUGGUGAAGGCAAUACCGCUGGCUCGAGCUGGCAGCGUAUGCGGGUGCUGGAAGUUCUCACGGCGCACAAGCUGUCACCACAAAAGGCUGACUGGGAUGUCUUGCUGGACUUAUUCUGCGAAGAUGUCCAUCCACUGUACCCUUUUCUCCAUUUGCCAUCCUUACGCAGGUCGUACGCUUAUCUUAGUGAUCACGGUGCAGAUUCCACAGAGCCCGAUAUCGCGGGCAUGGAUUCCUUUGUGCAGGUUCUCAUCUGCCUCGCUUUGGGACGCUGCACGACCUCGGUGCGUGCUGAGACAGGCGAAGGCACCCAAUCGUCUGGGUGGACGUUCUACUGCGCGGCAUUGGACUGCCUGGGAGAUAUAUAUAAACCAUCUGGGGAGAACGGCUCCGGCCUGCCCCGACUGCAAGUCCUAACGCUCAUGGUUGUAUAUCUCAUCCGCAUUCACGCCAACGAACGAGCUCAGAAGGUGUUGUCCCUGGCAAUUGUUGAAGCAUGCCACCUGGGUUUGCACCGAGAGAUCGUACUCAACACCGUCCCCGUCUUUUGUGCGGAAUAUGCCCGACGGCUCUGGUGGUGUUUAUAUAUUCUUGACCGGCGAUUAGCAUUAGAUGUUGGCCAGCCAUUUCUGAUUCAGGACACAAACACCGACACUGACCUGCCACUCCUACUAUCUGAAACAACGCUGGAUCAGCUCCGUCAUAACACCGCCACCACGCCUGUUCCCGCUGAUGAGCCCGUACAGGGCGGGAAUACCCCGAUACCCUACCUGAUCUCGAUGACGGGCUACUCAAAGAUCGUAGGCAAAGUUUGGAACGCUUUGUACCAGGCGCAUUCGAUGGAUCGGGCGUCUGACCCUGCCCUUACCGACUCGUUCGAAGAACUUUUAGCCAUGUGGGAGCGGACCCUACCUGCUGACCUGGCUUGUGAUGAGCUUAACCCUCAUAGCGACUCAUACUCCAAUGCUGCCCGGCGUCCAUGGCAGCUAAAGAACAAGUUUUUGAUUCGUAUUCGCUCCCUCUGGCUACGCAUCAUAAUACGUAAACCCAUGCGAAGCCGCAGCUCCUCGAUCGUCUGGAUCGAAAAUUUUGACAACGAGUCCACCUGCAUUGCCCUUGCAGAUCGGAUUGUCGUCUUUUUUUCACGCAUAUUCGAGCCUCACCGCAUCUAUACUUUUCCUUUCCUCCAAUAUCUGCUCGGGGCGGCAUCUACGAUUCUAGGGCUGGUUAUCAGGACCCCCGCCUUUCGACAGAGGCACACCAGCUCAGUAGUGCAAGCAGCUCAGAUGAUGAACACAUUUUGCGCUAAUUGGGUGUCGGGAAAGACACUCCGAUCUGUGAGGCGAUAUACAGACAUGGUUGCCAAGGUCGUGGGCGGAGGCGACGCCAGGAUCCCCGGCAACAUUGCAAUUAAUACUCCUGAAUCCGUUCCCACUAGGCUUCUAUCAGAUACAGAUAGACAGAGACGAGGCCAAAGUCACACCCGCCGGCAGUCUUCCGCGGAUUUCGCUGGCAAAAAGAGCGAUGCAGAGGUGCGGAAUGGGGAAACAAGCACUCGUAGUUACCCAACCCUACAGUUACCAUCCGUGACACCAGCCUUCGAAUUUCUGGACGCCCAGGACCCCAGCGCUGCGCCUGAUCUGCUUCACAACUUUGCCCCGGAUCUGGCGAAUCUCGUGCUGGCUGAUUAUCCGUUCGAGAUGUCUGUUUCGGAUCGUAAUUUGCUGCAUGCAUCCACCAGUUGUAUGACCGACAGUUAUUCUGCCGCAUUGUUCGACUUGAAUACCUUGAAUCAAGUGUGAUAAGUCUUAUUCAAUUGUCUUGCAUGACUGGCUCGUACGCAGCGUGGCCAACUGUACAAUCGUUUAGCUCGGAACUAUUUAUACUACCCCAAUUAAU
Messenger RNA from Aspergillus versicolor CBS 583.65, 2682 nucleotides. RefSeq lists its product as uncharacterized. The transcript is spliced from 6 exons. The coding region runs from base 159 to 2585 and encodes 808 amino acids. The record is from RefSeq and is a predicted model, not a curated record. Gene Ontology annotation, cellular component: nucleus. Gene Ontology annotation, biological process: DNA-templated transcription; positive regulation of transcription from RNA polymerase II promoter by galactose. Lineage: Eukaryota; Fungi; Ascomycota; Eurotiomycetes; Eurotiales; Aspergillaceae. Gene Ontology annotation, molecular function: zinc ion binding; RNA polymerase II cis-regulatory region sequence-specific DNA binding; DNA-binding transcription factor activity, RNA polymerase II-specific.